Molecule: messenger RNA, 1750 nt
Organism: Tremella mesenterica DSM 1558
Lineage: Eukaryota; Fungi; Basidiomycota; Tremellomycetes; Tremellales; Tremellaceae
Exons: 11
Coding region: 73-1671 (532 amino acids)
Biological process (GO): phosphatidylinositol dephosphorylation
Cellular component (GO): endoplasmic reticulum
Molecular function (GO): phosphatidylinositol-4-phosphate phosphatase activity
Source: RefSeq, a predicted model, not a curated record
CAAGUAUCAGUGAUCAGUGGGCCGGCAAUUAUCAUUUCAUCGUAGUCACCUGAGGAGACGGGUAGAAGCAUUAUGUCUACUAUAUUCAACACCCUUCCACUUCACGAAACCCUCAACCUCUACGUCUCUCCCGCUGCUUAUAUCUUCGAACCUGCUUCUGGUCUUUCUCAUCCUCAUGGUCACGACGGAUCUUCACUGAUCAACGAGAAAGAUGUCAGAGAGAGUUUAUAUGUGGACAGGAAAACAGGUCGUAUGACCUUGAAUCAAUCCGCAGACAUACCUUUUGGUCGUGACAAGGUCAUCACAUGUUACGGGAUCAUUGGGCUUUUGUCACUCGCCACUACCGACUUUCUCCUCAUCAUCACCUCUCGUACUCCUUCUUGUAGACUCCUGGGUGAACCCAUAUACCUCGCAACAGAUUUCCGUCUUCUACCUCUCUCCCCACUUUCCACCACAUCAACUAUCCUCGAUCACCCAAUCGAGAAAGAACUGAUCUCUCUUGUUGAACAAGGUCUCAGAUCCGGUAGAUUAUGGUUUUCAUACGGCCUUGACCUCACAAACUCUUUACAAAGGCAAAAGAGCUUGGAAGAGCAAGGCAAAGGACCAGGAAAUGUUCCCAUGUGGCAAAGAGCAGAUGACCGGUUUUUCUGGAACAAAUACCUAUUAAGUAGAAUGAUAGAAGCUACCGUUAAUGGAGAAUGCGAUUUGAGCCGAUUCAUCCUACCUGUGGUUUCUGGAUCUAUCGAGCUCAGAUCAGCCACUAUCAACCAUCGCGACUUACUUUUCCUCCUCAUUUCUCGCAGGUCUAGACAUCGAGCAGGUACGAGGUACUUCUCCAGAGGUAUAGACGUCAAUGGCAACACGUCAAAUUUCAACGAGACUGAACAGAUCGUACUUGUUGAUCCUUUGCCGGAAAAUGGGGAACCGAUUCGAAGAGGUAGAGUGGAUGGGAGAGAGAGAUUGAGUUUUGUUCAAACCAGAGGAAGUGCGCCUUUCUUUUGGGCGGAAAUCAAUAAUCUGCGAUAUAAACCUGAUUUGAUGGUUAUGGAUGUACCUGAGACAUUCAUGUCGAUAUUCAGGAAUGUAUGGGCAGAUCACGGAGAUACAGUAUCCAGGGCUUACGCAGGUACUGGUGCACUAAAAUCGGAUUACACACGUACGGGUCAAAGAAGCCGAGAGGGAAUGAUACAAGAUGGAUAUAACUCUAUCAUGCGAUAUGUAAGAAAUAACUUUUUCGAUGGGGAUAGACAAGAUGCUUUUGAUCUUUUGACUGGGGCGUGGGUGGCCAAGAGAGGAGGAAUACCACCUUUGAGCGAUACGAGACCUUUGGUCAUGCGUUCUAUGCCAUACAUAUUUGCAUUUGCGAUAACUAUGAUCAUUGCCGCUCUGUCCCUUCCACGUAGUUCUGACAUGUCGAUUUAUUCUUUCCUGCUUCUAUGGGUUUUUCUGGCGUUCGUGUCCGGUUCAUACAUCUGGGGUAAUGGUACUUCGUACGUCUCCUGGCCUCGUCUCAAUCCCCCUCUGGAAAUAUUGUCUUAUUCCGGUCCAGGUACUCGAGGAAAGGUACGCGGUCGUGGAUUGACGUUAUCGAGCAUGAUACCUAAACGUAGGACCGUUUCGAGGAAAGAUGAAUUGGAACUGGGUAAACGUAAGGGAGCUUUGAUCGAUUAAAGUUGGUAUAUGGGCAAAGUAUUUUUGUAGUUAUUAUACGAAGGAAAGUGAAUAUGCAUAUAAGAUACGAUACGUUCUC